Messenger RNA from Amoebophrya sp. A120, 4041 nucleotides. NCBI's taxonomy places the organism in Eukaryota, Dinophyceae, Syndiniales, Amoebophryaceae. The record is from the annotation of a GenBank genome assembly.
AGAACUGUGGCGUACCUGGUGAACGUGGACACGACAGUCCGCUUUUCUACUUAGAAGAGCUUCGAUCUGACGAAUAAAGAAGCAAACAAGAUGAGAUCAUCGUUUUUCGAUGCGCGGGAGUACGAAUCGAACAGACAGCGCGUGCCCGGGUUUGUCAUCCGCUUGCAGCAAGAUGAAGCAUACGAGGAUCUUGGUGGUCGAUCUGAGCAGGUGUCUGCGGACGUGCCACUCGCCAGUCUCUUCGACGAUGCGGUUUACUUGCAAAUCCCACCAAGUAAAGCGUCUUUUCGGCACAACAUCUUGAACAGAAUCGACGAGCAGAACGAGGACGGCGAAGCUGCUGGGAUUCGUCAAAAGAAACUACUGUUCUCGGACGCGCAAAUGCACGUGUGCCACAACUGCGACCGCGAACUGUUUCUGGGUUCCGCGAGUACUGGGGGCGCAAGUCUGCCUGUUCUGCUCGCGAGCUCGUGGCUGGAGACAGCGCGGCGGAGUGCAAGUACUUCCAGUUCGUCAGGCGGGAGCAGAGCACGUAGACACAGCGGACGAGGAGAAGAGCAAGAAGGUCGCUCCACAGCUGCAGUGCCUUUUUUUCCUGCGCGUCCAGCUUCGCACCUUUUCGGUGUGCAGGUGUUCGAGGCCAAUCCUUCGGGGGUCGUCGAGCGAGACCUUUUGGCCGAGCUUCUGUACAAUGACAGUCGUGCGGACACACGGUGUUUCUUCGAGGAGUGCCAUACGGAGUGUUUCGUCGAUCCAGCGCGGCUCAGUAGUCUGCUUAGUCAAGUGGACAGCAUGAUAGGCAGGAAGGCGCGUGAUGAUAAGGGAGAGCUCCUUCCUGGAGGGGGAAGUGCUUCCCGGUAUGAUGAAAUCGUGCAGCAAAGAACUGUAGACCCCAAAGAUGCUAUUCCGCCUACUAGUCUCGACCAAGCGUGCAUCCGUGUGGGGUUUCUCCGGUUGCCGCAAUGGGGUCCAAGCGUGCUGCUCGUGGGAAAAAAAUCGCAGUUUCUCCCCGUGCCAUAUACGAUGCUGCAGGAGAGGAGGCCAAGCUUGUUUCACCGCCAAGAACAAGCCGUCGGAGAAAGUGAACACGGGAUGAGCAUGUUCUUAGCAUCACAAUCGGCGCGCCGGCACAACGACCGCCGUCCUGAUGGUCGCAGCCCGAGAAACUUGCAUUUGCAGGCCGGUUCACCAGGCGAAGGUUUCUCUCCGUCCUCCUCCCCCGGCGCGGGUUCUGCCCUCAUAACCCCUGCGAGCUCCCUUGUGCGUUACAACCGAGACUACAACAGGAGAGGCAAUACCCGCAUGCAGAUGCCAACGCGUUCGCCGUCGCCCGGCGACGCGAGUUACCUGUCAUCCCCGAGCAGGCACACGGACAGAGCCGCGGACGACAGGAGACGCCGGGAAUUCUACGAUUCACCAGAAAGCCAGAGUGUUCAUGCAAGGGACAACUUUUCCUCGCGCCCCGUCGUACAACAACGUCCUGCCGGCGGCCCCGUGCGGCGGCGGAGUAUGCAGCCUCUCCCAGACAGUAGUUUCCUGUCUACUCUCUCAAACCCGGCGCCGGAGCAGUACGAAGAUCAGUAUUUUGAGGAUGACGAUUCAUAUGAAUUUCGAAAUCAUCGAGGAAUUAUUUCUAGGCGGCCACAGCCUCCGACUGGCAAAGGCUCCCACCGUCCCGAAGUGUUCCGUGUCAAGAACAAUUCCAUGUCCCCGGCGCUGUCCCCCGGAGCGGUUUUGGAGCAGCUGCGACACGAUCGAAACCUCCGCGGAGCUGAGGCGUCGCAUUCGCGGUCACCGCAGCUGUUUUAUGGGGAAAAAGGUUCCUUCCCCUACAGAAGCGAAGGUGAAAUAGCCACGCACGUUCAUCAUCAUCCAUCGCAGUCUUCGCAUCCGCGUGCUCCACCGACGUACGAUGGCGGCGCCUCUUCCCUUCCGGAAACCAGUAAGACCACUGUCAUUUCCAGUGCGGUGGAAGAAGCCGCGUCAAAAAGCGACUUCGUCUAUUCGAAAAGCAUCGUUUCUCAUUGGUGUGUUUUUGACCGAGGGCCAGUGCGAAAAAAGGCUAAGAGCAGUCCGAAGAGGCAGAACAGAUCACCGCAAUUUACAGGAACGGACACGCAAUCCGCUUCGCCCGAGGACACAGCUGCGCAAGGAGGCGUCAAUCUGCAAGCACUGCAGGAAUCGGAAGCCGCAGACCGGCUUUUGGAGGAGAUCCGCACGAGAAACCGCGUGCCCUACAUCCAGCCAAUUCUGUACCUCCAGAAUCCGAAUAUCGCUUCGCUGCAGGCACAGAAGAUCGCAACAGCGCAGGAUCUCGAGGACCUCAACGUGCUGGCGUCUGAGGUGCUUUCCCGAACAGCAGGUAGUUAUCGUGGAGCCGGAAUGUUAGAUAUGAGCGAUUCCUCACAACUCGUGGAUGUGAAUACCGCAUCCGCACAGCAAUUGCAAUCAGACAAUCAGAAGCAGCACCUUGGCAGCACGCUUGCUACCGAGAUUCACCGCCAGCGGCAGUUCCUGGAACUCAAGCUUGCCCUCUUCGACCGGGAUGGGUUCUUGAAGAAGGCCACAUCGUCGAGGUCGCCUACAAUUUCUGGCCGCACGGGUCCGAACGAAGAUUCUCACACGUCGACCACUCCCAGAAAAGGUCUCAGUCCUGCAGAUGGAACUUCUUCAGAUCAACACGUUCGAAGGAAGGAUGGAACGCCGCGGUUCAAGCGGAUCCUGCGACUGCAAGAUGUGAACGAUUUUUCGUCCUCUCCGGAUGAGCGAGCAGAACGGUCGCCGCGUGCAGUUCUGCUCAGCCUGAAGCUGCCCCUGUGGCAGCGGUACGCGGAGCUGGUGCACCAGCAGGAGCAGCAGUCGAAAAAGCUGGAACAGAAAAUCGAGUUGCUGGAAAGCCGCAAGCGCCUUCCCAUGCCACGAAGGAUCCGAGAGCUGGAGCGGCUGGUUGCCGUGCAGAAGAGGGAGAUAGAAACACUUGUCCUGUCGAACAGCAGAAAUCAGUUUGCUGACAAACAUCAGAAUUGGCUUUCGACCGGAAGAACCGCGGCCCGGAACAACGGUAACGCGGGAACAUUAAGCACAGACCAGCAGAAAAACCCGAAAGGAUCGCCGACUACAGGAGCAGCAGCUAACACCGCGGACCAGCAGCCCGCAGGCUCAGGCAGCCGCGGCUCGAGCGCGAAGGAAUUUUUCCAUAAGCUCCUGCAGAAAUAUCAGCGGCUGGAGAAGGACUACGCCGACACACUGAUCGAUCUGAAGCGCAUCGCAACCAACGAAAAGAAGCUGCAGCAGGAGAACAAGCAGCUGAGGCAACAGCUGUCGACCUACGAACAAGAAGAAAACCUGAUUGACCGAUUACUUGCGAGCGGGGCCGGCACGAACGAAGCUGGUGGUGGGUCUUCUGCUUUGGAACACACCACCAGUGACCACCUAGGUUCGUCCAGGCAGCAAAUGACAGGACUGAAGCUGAACAGGACGCCACGAAGCGCUCGGUCUAUCCAGUUUGCACAGUAUCAACUGAACAAGCAGGCACGGGGUCUGAAGAGUAAAAAUGCAGCGACAGGAUCUGCAUAUGCUGGAACAAACAACAGCUCGCAAUUCCCAACCAGUAGGAGAGCACGGAGAGCGGAUUACGACAAGCUGCAGCGAACGUACUUUCCUCGCAGCAAGGAUCUUGUCGACCUGAAAGAAAUCGCAGCCGCUGCGCAAAAAGCGGGGGUUGUUGAUAUUGCUGCGGGAAUUCACGCGGCAGGAAGCAACACCGGCGCGACUAGCGCCACAGCUUCUGCAAAGAAGGCGCAAGACCCAGCUCUUCCGGUGAGCAAUCCCUCCCUGCGAGGUGCGACGUUUCUUCCCGCGAAAAGGUUGGGAUGAAGGUGUGGUCAGCCACAACGCUAUGAUCUUCCCAAUAACUUCGCAUGCAGUGCCGAACGCACUCUUCAUGCUGCCAAGCGAAAAUAUAUCUGUAUGAUGAUCAUGAGGAUCUGCAUCUUACGAGCUAGUCUGGCUGCGUUUCGGCAGUCGCAUUCACGUCCGCAU